GUUUCGGUGCAGGUACUGGAGCGAGAGCAAACAAUAUGGUCUCUAAGGUCAUCUUCCUGCUGGUGGCGGCGGCGGCUGUGGCGGUGGUGGCAGACGAGCGACCAGUUUAUUCUUAUGAACCCGCAUCGUCAGAGGAAUCCGACGAGUCUGAGGAAUCCUUCGAAUCCUACGAAUCCUAUGAGUCCACAGAGGCCAAGUACAACUUCAACUGGGCCGUGAAUGACGCGCCAUCCAACAACGACUUCGGCCAGGAGGAGGCCCGCGACAACGACGACACCAAGGGCUCCUACUACGUGCAGCUCCCCGACGGCCGCCUGCAGAAGGUGACCUACUACGUGGACGGCGACUCAGGCUACAUCGCUGAGGUCACCUAUGAGGGCGAGGCUCACUACCCAGAGUCCGUUGAGUCCUACGAGUCCGUUGAGUCCUACGAGUCCGCUGAGUCAUCUGAGGAGGACUCUUAUGAAAGACGCUAAGUCCCCGCGGCCUCCAAGGGACUCGGGACUCUCAGGACACCAGCUCACCAGUGAAGGAAAAGACACUAUCUUAUAAAUCUUUGGUUCUUUCUACAGUAUCAGCUUUCUGUCGAUCAUCACGAAGGCUCAGGACUCUCCACGUCACAGCUUUACUCUCGUGCUCUUACUAAUUCAUCCUUGUAUUUAUUGAUGUAUUUAUUUGCUUCGUGAGAAUAAAUCGGCAUCUCGAUGCCACGUGCAAUAAUA
Messenger RNA from Scylla paramamosain (green mud crab), 722 nucleotides. Its product is annotated as pro-resilin-like. NCBI's taxonomy places the organism in Eukaryota, Metazoa, Arthropoda, Malacostraca, Decapoda, Portunidae. The record is from RefSeq and is a predicted model, not a curated record. The transcript is spliced from 3 exons. The coding region runs from base 36 to 476 and encodes 146 amino acids. Gene Ontology annotation, cellular component: extracellular matrix.